CUGCCGUAGCCCGAGUCGGAGCCGGCGUACGAGCAGGUGCCGGACGAGGCGGGCGUCUGGGUGCCGCUCGAGUACGAGGCGGGCGCGCGGCACAUGGCUGAAGAACGGUCAGCGAGCGUGCGCGGAAGGGGGACGGAAGGGACUUACUGAUGAGCAGCUUGUGAAGAGGCAGUCGCGUUGGGAGGUUGAGCUUGUCGGAAGCUGUUGCUUGGGGGAGACGGAGCGCCAUGCGGUCGUCAUGGCGUCUCUUAUGCUUCUGCCCUCGCGACACAGUCGUGCUCCUCGACGGGCUCCUUCAGCAGGUGCUCAGUCACAAGCUUUCACAUCGCAGCCGAUGCGGAUGCGCAGACAGAUUCUACACGACCGACGAGCCACGCUCGCCGUAUGCCCCUCUCCCUCGCCUGCUCCUGGGAUCCGAGCCGGAUUGCCGGCAACUGCCCACACUCGGGCAGCGGAUGCGCAGACAGACGCAAAUCGAGAGCCUUUGGGUGCUCCGGCUGUGAUGGACGACAUCUUCUCUGCCAGCAAGCCGCGUAGUCUAAAGAGAGCACUUAGCCGGCAAGCGCGCCCAAGCGUCCGGAGGCACACGACGCUGGCGAAGCGUCGACAUGCUCGCCGCCGCUUUGCUCAUCACAAGCAGCAGCAUCGCACUGAAUGCCAUCGCAAGGGCUGGGUGCACGCUUCCUGGACAUAAAGGAGCUGGCACUGUGCAGCCCACGUGGCGGCGAGAUGAGUCUGAGUGCGGCGCUGGCUUGGUCCAGCCGAGGCAGGCGGCGCCAGCGCGACGCGCCAGGCUCCAGCAACGGCGCAGCAGCCGCGACGCUGAAGCCCUUGCACGCGACUCGUGCGCUGUGCGCGGAUGCAAAACAAGAAGCUGGCGCUGCGUCGAGGGGAGAAG
This is a messenger RNA of Tilletiopsis washingtonensis, 898 nucleotides long. RefSeq lists its product as hypothetical. Lineage: Eukaryota; Fungi; Basidiomycota; Exobasidiomycetes; Entylomatales. The transcript has a single exon. The record is from RefSeq and is a predicted model, not a curated record. Bases 239 to 694 code for a protein of 151 amino acids.